GCAGAGUACAUGGGGUAACAGGGAGCGGAUCGCAGCGCUAUGCUCACCGCAGCCAGGCUGAUCUCGGCUCUCCUCUACUUGUCCGGGCUCAUCUGGGGCAAUGAUGAUUCCGACUGGGUGAAACUCCCCGAUAAAUGCGAAGUUUGCAAGUAUCUUGCUGUGGAAUUGAAAUCGGCUUUUGAUGAAUCGGGAAAAAAGAAUGAGGUGAUUAAUACCAAGUACAGCUUUAUGGAAGGAAAGGGUACGAGGAUCAAAUACAGGCACUCUGAUAUUCGAUUGAUCGAAGUCACUGAAAAUAUUUGCAAUCGGCUGCUGGAAUACAACCUCCACAAAGAGCGGGUGGGGAGUAACCGCUUUGCUAAGGGAAUGAGCGAGACAUUCCAAACUCUGCAUGGCCUUGUGCACAAAGGUGUCAAGGUGGUGAUGGAUAUCCCCUACGAGUUGUGGAAUGAGACGUCCGCCGAGGUCUCAGAUAUGAAGAAACAGUGCGAUGUGAUGGUAGAAAUGUAUGAGGAUGCUAUUGAGGACUGGUAUAGAAAUCACCAGGAGGAAGACCUCACCAUAUUCCUCUGUGAACGGCAUGUGCUAAAGCCCCACGAAACAGAAUGUUUGAAGGAACAAUGGUCGGGUCAGAAGGGAGACCCUGCAGCAAUCAAUAUGGACAAGAAGAAAAGAAAGAGAAAGAAAGAUAAAGGCAAAGAAGAUGAUAAAAAGAAAGGGAAGAAAGGAAAGAAGAAAAAGAGACUAGAAGAAGGUGAGAGUGAACAAGACGAGGAUAAAGAGAUGUCAUCAGACAAUGAGCAAACACGGCCUCCUUCCCACAGACCUGAUGAACUGUAAAGACCACAGGACUUGGACGUUCAGGAGUAUAUUAAAAAGCUUCAUUGGUUUAAAAAAAACAUUGACUUGAACAGUAUGGACCAUUCUCUUAAUGUGCAUUUAAAUGAAUCGGGUUCUUUGUCAACAAGUGGUCACUUUUCCAACUGUGAACUUGUUUUGUACACCAUUCUGUGCAAUAAUCCUUUAUUUUCCAUCUUUUCUCUGGUGUGGCAUGCAAAUAGAAUUGACUUUAAAUACUAUUUUGUGGCUGGAUUUGAUAUCAUUUUUGUGUGUUUUUAUUGACCCAAUUUUAGAAACCGAAUAACUGGUAUCAUCAUCACAUUUUAUUUCAUCAAUGUGGAUGCGAUUUCAUAAUUAGUUGAGUGAUUUUUAGCCUGCGGUUCUAACCCAUAAUGGGGCAUGUUAUGAUGCUGCUGUCUUUGAGUACCAAGCUUAAAGGGAAUUUUGUUCUACCACUGACUGUCAUGAGUAAAGAAUCUGGGUUAACGUCUAAAUCAAGAAGAUGGAAUCAGUUUUAUCUUUUCAACGUCAAUGGUUUCUACUGUAGGCAAACCAAAGCAAUAGACGUUCUAAAAUGUGGAAGGAAAAUGUUUUAAAGACAGUUCAAUAAGCACAUUGAAAUCUAUUUAUGUCCAGUGAACUAAUGUAAGCGAAAACAUUGUGCUUAAAUUUUCAUUUCUGGGGAAAUAUAUGAGAUAGCAGAAUCUGACUAGUUUCAGGAGAUCAGUAAAAAUGAUUGAAUCUUUGUAAUAAAGAUAGGAUUCACCAUUAAAUUGAUCAAUCAAUUCCCUUCUCAUCUUCUUGCACCACAAUAAGUUUUCACUUGCAUCACUGAAAAAAAAAUGUAAAUCCUGGAUGGGUGACAAAUGCAAAGGAUUGUUUUGUGCAUGGAAGUGACAAUUUGAAUA
Molecule: messenger RNA, 1748 nt
Organism: Leucoraja erinaceus (little skate)
Lineage: Eukaryota; Metazoa; Chordata; Chondrichthyes; Rajiformes; Rajidae
Gene: cnpy3
Product: canopy FGF signaling regulator 3
Exons: 8
Coding region: 40-840 (266 amino acids)
Cellular component (GO): endomembrane system
Molecular function (GO): signaling receptor binding
Source: RefSeq, a predicted model, not a curated record